Messenger RNA from Lichtheimia ornata, 1815 nucleotides. RefSeq lists its product as uncharacterized. Bases 1 to 1815 code for a protein of 604 amino acids. The transcript has 7 exons. The record is from RefSeq and is a predicted model, not a curated record. NCBI's taxonomy places the organism in Eukaryota, Fungi, Mucoromycota, Mucoromycetes, Mucorales, Lichtheimiaceae.
AUGGCAACACAACAACAGUCGAAUUGCGUGGUAGAAGAAUCAUCAUUGCUUAAACAGCACCAACAAAGCCUACGACGAGCAUUUGAGAAUUUGUCGGUAUCCAACAAUAAUCAUCAGCUCAAGCGGCAACAAUCAGAUCAUCGGUUAUCUGCCGGUGCUUCUUUUUCCUCUUCCACCACUACCAGCAACAACAAUGCGCAACAAUCGACAAAGAGAAAAUACCUCACAGUGUGCCCACCACCAUUAACAUUGAAACCAUCCAUGAGCUCACCCACAGCAACGUCACCAGCAGCAUGUUCACCAAGAGGAUAUUUUAGUAACAGCCCCAUUGCCAGCCCCCGAACGCCGCGAUUGGUAUCUCCGCAGGAACGACCUUAUUCACCGUAUUGCAGCAGUGCCAUGAAUGUUUCCACAUCGAGUCUUGCCAGCACGCUAUCUUCAGCCAGCUCAGCACAGCAAUCGACAUCAGAAGGAUACAGCACAAGUAGUUUGGAAGAUGAUGAUCUCUCCUUGCCAUCUACUCCUCCUGCAGCAACAACGACAUCCCCCUGCUGGCCAUCAAAGUUGGAUGAACAUGAAAUCGAGCGUGAGCCCAAACCUGUUGAACGACGAGAUGCCUAUGGAUUCAAACAACCUACCCAAUGGGUCAAGCUUGCUGAGCAACUUGAAUUUGAACAAAGUUAUCACCCGAUUCUAGAACAUCAACACGCCAAGUGGAAGUCGUUUUUGGAAGAGCAUCAAGGUCAAUGGCCCCCCGUCAGCUCAAAAUUGAAAAGAUACGUGCGAAAAGGAAUACCACACGAUCUUCGAGGCAAGGCAUGGAUGCAUUAUAGUGGUGCCAAAGCCAAGAUGGAAACCAAUGCAGGGUUGUACCAAUCAUUGGUGAGAACAGCUGAAGCCAUGGGCGAACACAAUGAGUAUGCAGAAAUCAUCAACAGAGAUUUGCAUCGCACAUUCCCAGACAAUGACCAGUUUGCAUGUGCUGUUACAGCCGAAGAUGGAUCUGUAUCCAUGGUACCAGAAACAAAUGCCAAAUUACGAGCUUUACGCCGUGUACUUUUGGCGUUUAGCAUGUAUGCGCCCCAUAUUGGUUAUUGUCAAUCGCUCAAUUACUUGGCUGGUUUCUUUCUUCUUUUUGUUCACGACGAGGAAUCAGCAUUUUGGAUGCUCAUUACUACCGUGCAUGAUUACUUUCCUGAAAACAUGUAUGAUGUUACCAUGGAAGGUGCUCACAUCGAUCAAACAGUAUUGAUGAUGAUGGUGUAUGAGCGAUUACCUGGUGUAUGGAACAAGAUCGGCAGCGGCAAAUGCUUUUGGGAAUGUGUUGAGUCUGACGGCUUACCCUCCAUCACACUUGUCACCAGCCAUUGGUUCCUCACGCAAUUUAUCAACAUUCUACCUGUCGAGACCGUAUUACGAGUAUGGGAUGCUCUUUAUAUUGAGGGAAGCAAAGUGCUAUUUCGUGUUGCACUCACCAUCAUCAAGAUGAAUGAGAAGCGGAUAUGGGCAUUGGAUGACCCAAUUGAGAUCUUUCCUAUUCUUCAAAAUAUGCCACGGCGUUUGGUGGAUUGCCAUGCAUUUAUGGAUGCCGUAUUUGCCAAAGAUAGCGUAGGAGCCGAUUUGACGACCGCAGAGAUUGAACGACGGCGUGUGUUGUUUAGAGAACGACGUAAACAACAACGUGCAGCAGCAGCAGCUGCUGCUGCAGCAGAAUCCAACAGCCCAUCCUCUCAGCCAUCCAUGUCAAGUCCUGUAUCCUCAUCAACCACGAGUUCAUUUUCCAGCUUCAAAAAUCUGUAUUUUGGAAGACGCUGA